GUGCUGGAGGAGCACUACGGCGCCACGCCCGUGCGGGUCUGGGGCGGCGACGUGUACUCCGGGGCGCUGUACGCGAGGCGGCGGAACGCGGGCGCCCGGCGCCCCCUCGCCCGCUACCUGGGCCUGCACGACGCCGGCGCGCGGGGGCCGCCUCCGGGGGCAGCGUCCGGGUCCCGGCAGGGGUCGCCCUACGUCUUCGAGAACGAGUUCUCGGGCCCACGCGGUGAGUUCCUGGCGGACAUCGGCGUCCCAGAGGCGAUGCCCCAGUACCGCUGGUUCCUCUGCGGGCUGCGCGGCAGCGGCAGCGCCAUCCACGUGGAUCCGCGCGGCACUGCCGCCUGGAACGCCCUGCUGGCCGGGGCGAAGCGCUGGUGGUUCUUCCCCCCAGACCACCGGAGCCACGCCUUCCGAGAACCAUCGGCGAGCCGGCCCGGACGCGGAGCCCGAGCCGCCGCUGCACUGGUGGAGGUCGAGGCAGAGGUCAGACGGAGGGGCCGCUCUGUCGGCCUGGGGCAUGCUCGAGGCCGUGCAGCUUCCCGGCGAGACCGUCUUCGUGCCUCAGGGAUGGUGGCACCAGGUGCUGAACCUUGACUUUUUCUCUUCUUCUGAACUCACCACCUCCUGGACGCAGAAUUUUGUGCUGCCCGCGAUGCUCCCUACGCCAUCGCCGAGUGGAGGAGAGAUUGGCCCGUCGGGCUCCGCAUCUACGCGCACGCGCCGCGCCCGCCUGGCGGCGACGCGUGGCCGGACCCCGACGCCCCCAGCGAUGCCGACGCCGCGCCGCCUCCUCGAGAGCCGUUGGCACCCUCGGAGUAGCAGCGAGGAGGAU
Messenger RNA from Prorocentrum cordatum, 829 nucleotides. Lineage: Eukaryota; Dinophyceae; Prorocentrales; Prorocentraceae. The record is from the annotation of a GenBank genome assembly.